AGUGCGCUUCUAAGUGGAAUGCGCUAAAAUGCGCAAAAUAAACGGCGUUUGGACGACAGCUCCAUUCUAUAUCGAGACUGACUGCUCUGGGUUAGGUGGUUGUGGUAACAGAGCACACGAUGCCUAGGAAGUGGUUAAUAGCGUUGCACGCCGUCUUUUGCAUCGCCCACGGCAACGCUAGACAUCAUUACGACAGCGACGAGCACGACGAGGAGGCUGCUUGGAAAUGCGCGCAAAUCGUGGCCGAUUACUUCUCAAAUUCUGAGGACCUGAAGAGUUACUACGUCGAAGACUACUCGGAGAGCAGUGGUGGCAACAGGCUCAAUGUAAAGCACGCGUCCCUCUCUGGCUUCUACGAUAUCGUGGCAGAAGAGGCUGAUCUCGUUCAUAAACGGAGCGUUAGUGAGCUCACGAUGGUCCUGGAAGUCCCCGAACUGGAGCUGAGCAGCUAUGACCUUCUGGAAGGCAAGGGCGGCUCCCACAAGUGGCUUCAUGUUAACACCGCCGCAAAAAAUGUACGCUUUCGUUUGGGAAUUCGCUACGAUAACAGGGGCAUCGAAGUAUUCGACUGCUCCUGUGAAGGCUACGACCGUCCCAGCGUUUACAUAGAGGAGAAUGUUGCCCAAAACCAGAAGAAGGUCGUCUCGGAACUGAGUAAAAGCAUUUUUGCUGCGGUACUGAAAAGGACGGUGCCCCAGGCCCUCUCCUUGGUCGGCGCAGAAGUAGGGUUGCUGGACCAACUCAUAGCGCAUGACAGGUACUCGUGAACAGCAACGUUGUAAUGAAUACACAUCCGUAUACACAUCCGUAGCUCUUGUACUACUCUGGAAUGACUGUGGAACUAAUACCCUAUAUAGAACGGAAUGACAUUUAUUUCACCUCCUAACCAACCAUCAUCUCGAAUGACAUCGUUCACUCCCCUGAUUUGUCGAAAACAAGUGGCGUACGCCUUCUCUGUUACAAUUAUGUUCUGCAUAAUUGAACAUCUGUAUGCAAUAAGGGGAUAAGUCGACUUAUCCUCUUUUUACUAUUUUUGUUGCAAUUACAUCGGCAUACCAGUAUGCACCUGCCAAUGAAAACUUAGGACCUUAUUGCGAUUUGUUGGCCCGCUACAGCAUGGUAAAAAAACAGGAAAUGCAUGUGUGUCAAUGGGACGGACAAUCAUAUCAGGCCCCUUUUCUCAUUUUGGGAUUUUUCGACUUAUCCCCUUAUUGCAUAUAGAGGUUCAAUUGUCACAUUCAACAAAUCAUAGGAGAGAACGAUGUCAUUCGAGAUCAUGGUUGGUUAGGAGGUGAAGUUACUGCCAUUUCGUUUAAUGUAUCAAGUUUACUGUGUGGCUAUGGUUUUACUGGACACGAAAUAAAGCUGUUUUGCAUUCUGAAA
Messenger RNA from Ornithodoros turicata, 1383 nucleotides. RefSeq lists its product as uncharacterized. The transcript has 4 exons. NCBI's taxonomy places the organism in Eukaryota, Metazoa, Arthropoda, Arachnida, Ixodida, Argasidae. The record is from RefSeq and is a predicted model, not a curated record. Bases 120 to 767 code for a protein of 215 amino acids.